Molecule: messenger RNA, 1365 nt
Organism: Photinus pyralis (common eastern firefly)
Lineage: Eukaryota; Metazoa; Arthropoda; Insecta; Coleoptera; Lampyridae
Product: flavin-containing monooxygenase FMO GS-OX4-like
Exons: 7
Coding region: 85-1326 (413 amino acids)
Molecular function (GO): NADP binding; N,N-dimethylaniline monooxygenase activity; flavin adenine dinucleotide binding
Source: RefSeq, a predicted model, not a curated record
UUUGUACUUUAGUCUAAUGACGCUUUAUUGUGUGAGUUUAUCAAUUGCUUGUACGUGUAUUGUGUAUUGUUUGAAAGCAUUAAUAUGAAGGUGGCGGUUGUCGGUGCAGGACCUGCGGGUCUUGUCGCGGCAAAGUACUCAGUGCAACACGGGCAUGAAUGUGACGUGUUUGAACAAACUGGCGCCUUUGGCGGGGUGUGGAUCUAUACUGAUGACGUUGGCGUCGAUAAAGAAGGUGUGUUAAUUCACACUUCGAUGUACAAGGAUUUAACCACCAAUUUUCCCAAGGAAUUAAUGUCGUACCCAGACUGUGCGUAUCCAGAUGAUCAAACCAAGUCGUAUAUUUCACAACAAGAGGUGUUAGGGUACUUAAAGAAAUAUGUGGAUGAAUUCAAUAUCAAGCGGCUUAUUCAGUUUUACACACGUGUUGUGGACAUAUCUCCCGAUGUAAACGAGGGGUGGAUUAUUAAAACUGAGGAUGUGAAGUCUAAUUUAAAAAAAGAAUUGGUAUACGACGCAGUCUUGAUUUGCAACGGGCGCUUUUACGAACCCACGCUCCCAAAGAUCAAUGGGCAAGACUUAUUCAAGGGACCUCAAACACACAGCAAAGAUUUCCGUACACCCGAACCUUUUAAAGAUCAAACGGUGUUAAUUGUAGGAGGAUCAUACUCUGGUCAAGAGCUGUGUCUAAAAAUCGCUCCUGUAGCAAAGCGCGUGAUUUUAAGCCAUAGAGCGCCCAUCAUGUAUAUAAAAUUUCCUGACAAUUUAACCGAAAAAACAGAAGUGGCCGAAUUUACUGCAAACGGUGCAAGGUUUUUAGAUGAUACGAUCGAAAAUUUCGAUUGCAUUUUGUACUGCACAGGUUUUCAUUACGUGUGUCCAUUUGUGAGUAAAAAAUGUGGAUUGAACGUUGAUAACAAUUGGAUUCGUCCACUUUAUAAGCAAAUUAUAAAUGUUGAAUACCCUACAAUGCAUUUUAUUGGGCUACCUUAUGUAGCAUGUGGAAUACCACUGUUUGAUUUCCAGGUUCAGUUUUCCUUAGCGGCACUGGAAAAGAAGUUUAAUUUGCCAUCUAAAGAAGAAAUGAUAAAGGAACUGGGACGUUAUAUGGAUGCCAGACGUGCGAAAGGAAUUCCAGAUUUUCAGGCGCACAAGCUCGGUAAUGCGGAGGCCCAAACGGAUUAUCUUCAGCAACUAUCCGAUGUGUCCGGAAUACCACCAAUACGUCCCGUUAUAAAUAAGUUGUAUGCGCGCAUUAAGGCUUGUGUAACGUUGGGGUGUCGUUUUGAGAUUGUGGACGACGAAAAUUUUAGAAUAAUAUCUUAACUGUAAUUUGAAGUGUACUAUAUAAAUUGUGGUUCAUUU